GUUUGUGCAGAUGCCUGAUCAAAAUCCAGCAGAGAGCCAUAAAUAAAUUAUUUCCAGUCGGAGACUGGGGCUCCGAUGGCCUGUAACGACACUAUAGAUCCAGUCUGGUAGACAUGCACCCGACUAGAAUAUGAGCUAAUGUGCAUGGCUAAUUUUAAAGAGAGCAGAAACCAUGAAGAAGGUGGAUUAUAAUCGGUACUGAAAGUCUGCCUUUAGAGGGCAAACUGCAGAGAAAACAGCUCGUAGCCACUAACCGCAGGAUGAUGAUGGAAACCCAACAGCUGACUGCGAGCAACGCUAAUGUCUGAACGUUGGGAGACUGAAGACGGUUUCACAUCUCAUCAGGAAAACAUCUUAACGGCGCCGACCUUUACUUGAAGUAUAUUUAGAGAUGUGGGCUAAUUCAGAACACCAAGCUGGAAAAACACAUCUAUCAGAGAUGGAAAGCCGGGACUCCGAAACACAAUCCAGCUUUCUCCAACUUGCUAAAAAAGAGACUGAAGUGUUUCAUGGGCACCAGCUGUGGGUUGUUAAAGAAGAGGUUCGCAGUGACUGGAGCUCGAGUUUGGGCCCGCUUGACUCAGAGCCGCCCCACAUGAAGGAAGAAAAGAUGCCUGCUGUGAAAAGUGAAAAAGAAGAAAAACCAAAGUUUUCAGAUUGUAGCUGCAUGAAAACUGAAGACAGGAGAAGAGAACCCCUGACGCUCAACUUGGCUAAACAGAUGGAAGCGGAACCUGAUGCAAAGGACUAUGGAAGACCAGAACCAGGCCCAAGCCUCAAUAGUUCUUAUCAAGAAAGUGAGAUGACCAUUCACCGUACAGUUUUCCCGGUCCAGCAGGUGUUGGGGAUGAAGCAAGAAGCUCCCCAAGACUUGAGCUCUUGUUUGAACCAGAAAGACCCAGAGCCUUCCCACAUAAAGGAGGAAGAUGAUGACCUGUGGGUCGGUGAGGAGAGAGAACAGCUUAUUGUGAAGAUUGUAGAUGAUGAGAAACUUAGUGCAUUAUCAGAACUUCAUUACGUCAAACCUGAAGAGGGCAGAGAGACGGACACUCCAAACAAGAUCUCAGCCGUACAGAUAAAGAAAGAGCCUGAUGGAGACUGUGAAAGUCCAAAACCAAGCAGGACCCGUCGUUUAGCUACUCGUCUGCAGUCAAAGAACAAUGAAAAUGCAUCGCACUCUUCUGAUACUGAAAACAGUGGGGAGGAUAACAGCUCUGUGACACACCAAUCAGUGGGUAAGCCUACCAACUCUUCAGUUGAGAAGAAACAAUCUAGAAAAAAGAAAAACGCCGACACUCAACCGGGAGCCAAAGCUGAAAAGAAAUCAUAUGCUUGUGAAGACUGUGGUAAAACAUUUCCAUAUCAGUGUCAUCUCAAGUCUCAUAGGAGACUCCACACUGGAGAGAAACCGUUUGCUUGUGCAGACUGUGGUAAAACUUUUUACCAGCAAUAUCAACUUAAUUGUCACAUGACAGUCCACACGGGGGAGAAACCAUUUGCUUGUGAUUUUUGUGGUAAAACAUUUCCUUAUCAGUGUCACCUCAAAUCUCACUUGAGACUGCAUACUGGAGAGAGACCAUAUGCUUGUGGUAACUGUGGUAAAGCAUUUACAGAACUGAAGGAUCUUAAAAGGCACAUGAGAUGCCACACAGGAGAGAAACCUUUUCAGUGUGAGGUGUGCUAUAAAAAGUUUAGCCUAAAGGGGGCUCUGAAGCGGCACAUGAUGAUUCACAAUGGAGAAAAACCAUUUGCAUGCACUGAUUGCGACAGACAUUUCAGAUUUAAUGCUGAUCUUCAAGCACACAUGUUAACCCAUUUAGGAGUAAAACCAUUUGCCUGCGCUUAUUGUAAUGCAAAAUUUACUCGAAAAGGAAGUCUGCUUCUGCAUGUUAGACACCACACUGGCGAGAAUCUACUUACCUGUGAAGUCUGCGAGGAGAAAUUUGUCCGAAAGUGCGAUCUUGACAACCAUAUGCCAGUUCACUCCAGAGCACAGAAGGUUCCAUCCGGAAAUGAGAAUUUUGUCUGUGAUGAAUGUGGGAAAAAAUUUGUUGAGAAGUCACGCCUAACGAGACACAUGAUUACGCACACAGGAGAGAAACCAUUCAGUUGUGAUGUUUGUAGUGUGAAGUUUUCACGACAAGAACACGUGAAAAGACACAAAAUGACACGGCACAGUAUGAUAAGAACACGUGAAGAGACGCAAAACGACACAGGAAUGCAUGAAGAGACACAAAACGACACAGGAAUGCAUGAAGAGACACAAAACGACACAGGAAUGCAUGAAGAGACACAAAANCAAAACGACACAGGAAUGCAUGAAGAGACACAAAACGACACAGGAAUGCAUGAAGAGACACAAAACGACACAGGAAUGCAUGAAGAGACACAAAAUGACACCCCACAAUACAUGAACAUAUAAAGAGACAGUCACAGGAACAUAAAUGCCUUAGAACACUCAACAUAAGAAGAGAUGAAGAGACACAAACAUGACACUCCAAAAGAAAGUCAAACCACAGUUUCAUGGUUUCAGAUAGACAUUGUGAUCAUUUGUUGUAUCUCUUUCAUUAAGACUUUAAUGUUGGAUUCAGACAUUGAGAGGAACACAUUUUUUCCUGUUUGAGGAUGAAUGGUGGCCAGACAGAAAUCUGCAUGAUUGAGGUCCUUGAUGGUCUACAGUAGAGGUGCCCGAGUCCAUUCCUCGAGAUCCACUAUCCUGCAACUCUUUUGCCUCCACUCUCCAAUACACCUAAUUCAAAUGGAUCAUCGCAUCUUGUAGCUCUGCUGAGGAACGGUAACAAGUCAUUCAUGUGAUUCAGGCGCGUCGGUCGAGGGAUGCAUCUAAAAGUUGCAGGACAGUAGAUCUCGAGGACUGGACUUGGGCACCCCUUAUCUACAGGGUAAGUUCUUUUUCAUCCGACAGUCUGCUUUGCAACAAAACUUUUGUUUCUCAGUAAAGUCUGAAUUGUGUUGUUGCUAUUUCUAUUGUUACAUCUCUAAAAUUUUUUGUAAAUAGACUUGGCUUAAAUUUUAUUUUUAGAAUAAGUUGUUGUCUGUCCUCAAAACAUGAAAGUUCAAACCCGAACUAACUUCUUUCUUAAAUGCUGAAUUUGGCUAGUAAUUUAUUGGUUUAUGUGUUAUACGGUAUUUAUUUAACUUUAUUUUUUCUUGUUGGUGGAUUGAGCAGUCCUUUGUGCAGCAAAGUAUAAAGCUGAACUAACUUUUCUUUGAUCAAGACUGAACUUUGUUGGUACUACUCUAAUUGCUAUCAUUGUUUACUGCUAUCUUUAUAGUCAAAUAUAGUUUGAAAUGUAUUUUUAGUCAGUAGAGGAUUUAACUUACGUUUGCUCUGUAACAAGAUGAUAUUAAGGUAAACUAAGUUUUCCUUGACAAAUGAAUUUGGUUGGAAACAUUGUCAUUAUUUUGUGAAAUCUCUCUAAACAUGUUUAGUUUACAUCGUUUUGUUUGAAGACUGAGCUGAUGUCUGUUCUGUAGCAGGUAAGUAUUAACCUCAAUUAACCUCAACUAAGAUUUUUCUAAAGUCUUUAACCUGUUGGCUUUUAAAAAGUCUGUUUAGUUCGUAGACUUGGUGCUUGUGGGUUCUGUAGUUAGAAAGUCCUUUUAGAUGAACGUUUCACUAAACUCGAAUGCCACUGAUGUGCCUUAGGUUUUGUUUCUACACAACUUUUAAUUUUAACAAUCAUUUCAUCUAAUGAGCUCUGUAUUAUUUUUUGUUUGUGGAUCUGGUUUCCCUCCCUCAUUUCAGCCUAUGUGACACUAAACUGAAAUGAACGCAUGACCAAGCUAUUUGACCAAGCUGUGCUGCAGAAAUCUGUUCUCUGUGUAAGCAUAUUAAACCUUUUCAAAGUACAA
Poecilia reticulata (guppy) is the source of this 3873-nucleotide messenger RNA. RefSeq lists its product as uncharacterized. Gene Ontology annotation, cellular component: nucleus. Gene Ontology annotation, molecular function: RNA polymerase II transcription regulatory region sequence-specific DNA binding; DNA-binding transcription factor activity, RNA polymerase II-specific. The record is from RefSeq and is a predicted model, not a curated record. NCBI's taxonomy places the organism in Eukaryota, Metazoa, Chordata, Actinopteri, Cyprinodontiformes, Poeciliidae. Gene Ontology annotation, biological process: regulation of transcription by RNA polymerase II.